Molecule: messenger RNA, 1803 nt
Organism: Arabis nemorensis
Lineage: Eukaryota; Viridiplantae; Streptophyta; Magnoliopsida; Brassicales; Brassicaceae
Source: the annotation of a GenBank genome assembly
AUGGCUUCUUUCACGGCGACGGCGGCUGUUUCCCGGAGAUGGAUUGGUGGUGGCAAUCAUACUCAGCCGCCAUUAUCGUCUUCUCAAACCUCCGACUUAAGUUACUGUUGCUCCAUACCCAUGACCAGUCGUGUCCAACGAAAGCUCAACGUUUCUUCUGCGCUUCACACUCCUCCUGCUCUUCAUUUCCAUAAACAACCCUCCAACUCUCCCGCCAUUGUUGUUAACCCCAAAGCCAAAGAAUCCGACGCAAAGCAGAUGAAUUUCUUCCAGAGAGCGGCUGCGACGGCGUUGGACGCGGCGGAGAAUUUCCUCGUCAGCCACGAGAGGCUACACCCUCUUCCUAAAACAGCCGAUCCUAGUGUUCAGAUCGCCGGAAAUUUUGCUCCGGUGAAUGAACAGCCCGUCCGGCGAAAUCUUCCGGUGAUCGGAAAAAUACCCGAGUCGAUCGAAGGAGUGUAUGUGCGGAACGGAGCUAACCCUCUUCAUGAGCCGGUGACUGGUCACCACUUCUUCGAUGGAGACGGGAUGGUUCACGCCGUGAAAUUCGAAGACGGUUCAGCUAGCUACGCUUGCCGGUUUACUCAAACAAACCGGUUUGUUCAGGAACGUGAAUUAGGUCGACCGGUUUUCCCCAAAGCCAUCGGUGAGCUUCACGGCCACACCGGUAUUGCACGGCUCAUGCUAUUCUACGCUAGAGCUGCAGCCGGUUUAGUCGACCCGGCUCAAGGUACCGGAGUAGCAAACGCCGGUUUGGUUUAUUUUAACGGCCGGUUAUUAGCCAUGUCGGAAGACGAUUUGCCUUACCAAGUACAGAUCACUCCGACCGGUGACUUGAAAACCGUUGGCCGGUUCGAUUUCGACGGUCAAUUGGAAUCCACAAUGAUCGCCCACCCGAAAAUCGACCCGGAAUCCGGCGAGCUAUUCGCUCUGAGCUACGACGUCGUUUCGAAACCUUACCUGAAAUACUUCCGAUUCUCGCCGGACGGAACUAAAUCACCGGACGUUGAGAUCCAGCUCGAUCAGCCGACGAUGAUGCACGAUUUCGCGAUAACAGAUAAAUUCGUCGUGAUACCGGACCAGCAAGUCGUUUUCAAGCUCCCGGAGAUGAUCAGAGGUGGUUCUCCGGUGGUUUACGACAAGAACAAGGUUGCAAGAUUCGGAAUUUUAGACAAAUACGCAAAAGAUUCGUCGGAAAUCAAGUGGAUUGAAGCUCCGGAUUGCUUCUGCUUCCAUCUCUGGAACGCUUGGGAAGAGCCAGAAACAGAGGAAAUCGUAGUGAUCGGUUCUUGUAUGACUCCACCGGACUCAAUUUUCAACGAAUCCGACGAGAAUCUCAAGAGUGUCCUGUCUGAAAUCCGACUGAAUCUCAAAACCGGCGUAUCAACUCGCCGUCCGAUCAUCUCCGAGGAAGAGCAACAAGUCAACUUAGAAGCAGGGAUGGUCAACCGAAACAUGCUCGGACGUAAAACCAAAUUCGCUUACUUAGCUUUAGCCGAGCCGUGGCCUAAAGUCUCCGGCUUUGCUAAAGUCGACCUCUCCACCGGAGAAGUCAAGAAACAUCUAUACGGCGAUAACCGUUACGGUGGAGAGCCUCUGUUUCUCCCCGGAGACAAGGAAGGAGAAGACGAAGGACACAUACUCUGUUUCGUUCACGACGAAAAGACAUGGAAAUCGGAGUUACAGAUUGUUAACGCCGUUAGCAUGGAGGUUGAAGCAACGGUUAAACUUCCGUCAAGGGUUCCGUAUGGAUUUCACGGUACAUUCAUCGGAGCUAAUGACUUGGCGAAGCAGGUGGUUUGA